Etheostoma spectabile (orangethroat darter) is the source of this 2185-nucleotide messenger RNA. RefSeq names its product insulin receptor substrate 2-A. Gene Ontology annotation, biological process: insulin receptor signaling pathway. NCBI's taxonomy places the organism in Eukaryota, Metazoa, Chordata, Actinopteri, Perciformes, Percidae. Gene Ontology annotation, cellular component: plasma membrane; cytosol. Gene Ontology annotation, molecular function: insulin receptor binding; phosphatidylinositol 3-kinase binding. The record is from RefSeq and is a predicted model, not a curated record. The coding region runs from base 151 to 2172 and encodes 673 amino acids. The transcript has 6 exons.
UGAGCGGAAACUCGACUGACGACAGGAGUUUUCAGAAAAGUUGCUAAAUUGUUUGACUUCUGUUGGAAGCCUGGAAUGAAAAGCAGGCGUCACCGUGCAUGUUUCCAGUUGUAAUGUUGCCACCUCUUGAUUUCAGGUUUUUAGCUUGAAAUGAAUGAAAAUGCGGAAGGGCACAGCAGGUGUGCGGACCAAGAGAGAUCUCUCCCUGCUUCCACCUCCCCUCUGUCAUCUUCCAGCUGCAGCUCCACCCAAACGUGGCUGCCAUCUGACUGGCCUCUGGAGCCUUCCUGGACCAAUGAUCGUCAACAGGAGCAGGACCAGGGUUCUCGGCACCAUUACGCCGAGACAGAGUCCAGUCCUGCGUCUCGUUUCUAUGAGGAACUCUUCUGUAGCAGCCAGAGCUCCAACACCCUGGCUGGCACACUCAUGACCUCCUCCCCGCCACAGAGCGAUGUGGUGAAACGAAGUUCCCUGGGGAAACUGGACCGGAACCACACAAAAUAUUUUGUCCUGAGAGCAGGAAGUCACACCGGGCCGAGCCGACUCGAGUGGUACAAAAGCCAGAAGAAGUUCACUGCAAUGGAGAAGUCUGCUGGUAAAGCUGCGCUGUAUGGCUCAAGCAAGCAAGGGGUGAUUUAUCUGAGGUGCUGUCUUGGUGUGAGCCGGAGUAGCAGUUCCAGGAAGGGCCACACGGUGGUGCUGUAUGCCAAGGAUCAAACCAUGGUGCUGGUGGUGGAGGACCAGUGGGAACAAGCAGAGUGGUAUCUGGCCAUCAAGAAACUGAUGGAGGAAGAGCAGAAGGAUGAAGAGCAUGGAGAAGGGUUUGAUGAAGAGGAUGAUGGGUAUUGUACUCUGCCCCCUGUUGCAUCCUUUAAAGAGGUGUGGCCCGUCACGGUGAAACCCAGAGGUCUGGGUUAUUCAAAGUCCCUGUUGGGGGAGAGCCGGCUGUGCCUCACAGCUACGUCCCUCGUCUUGGUCAGAGUGGCGGCAUGCAGUGACUUGCCGUCGGUAACGAUACCUUUGCUGGGUGUUCGGCGCUUUGGCCACUUGGAUGGUUCAUUCUUCUUGGAGCUUGGCAGGUCGGCACAACAUGGUCCUGGAGAGAUCUGGAUGGAAGCUAGGGACCAAGGAAACCCAGCAAUAGCCCAGCACAUUCAUGAGGUGGUUCGCGAGACGGUAAGGGCACUACGAGCUCUUCCCGACUUCAGCCGGUCACCAACCUCCAAUCCCAAUCAGCUUCAAAACCUUCAGGCCUCAAAACGCUGCCGAAUCAAACACAGAGACAAACGGGUGAAUGUUAGACCACUUGGUUCACGCCUGGCUUUGCCUCCCGGGAACCCUGAAAUCCAGAAAAGUCCAACUAAAUGUUGCCUCGAGCCCCGCAAACAACACAAAACCGAGCCUGAAUCCGACCUGAGCCCCUUCAGACUUCAUCAGAGCUCCAUGUCUGAGACUGGCAGCUACAUGGAAAUGAAAACGGACCAUCAUCUCCCCAUAAACGAAGGGAGAGAUAACGACUGCAGAAGAACUGCCGUGGUGACAGGGGACCAGUGCGGCGUUGCAGCCAGCGGGAUGGAGUGCUGGGAGCCAGGUGAGGAGCAGGGGCCGGGCUACAUGAUGAUGUCUCCACAGAGAAGCCGCGGACGGUCUGUGCUGCCUCAGGAUGACUAUGUGACCAUGGCAAGCCCACAUAAACACAGCUGGCUAGCUUCCUCCUCCCCCUCCUCUUCCCCUCAGACGUCAUUCAACAGCUCCACCUCUGAAAGCUGCUCUCCUCUGCACCCAUCACAUCAUCAGACCAAUGAGCACAGCAGGCCGCGCUGGCUGGUGACCUCAGUCAAACAGUCAGAAGCAGAAGCUGGCCAAUCACAGAUGAGCAUCAGCUUCUCCACCCAACCACAGGAUGAUGCAAGGCAGGCGCGGACGUCAGCCAAGCAGAGACGGCUCCUGGCACCAACCUGGGCCACCUCGUCUCCUGUGAGGAGUGUUGAUGGGUCCAGCGUGUUGACUCCGUUUGCUGCAAGUGGAUCAGGCUGUACCAGGUCAAUCCAGGCUAAUCCAAACUCUGGUACUGGCCGGUCCAGCCAACUCCAAGCGGCAUCACGCCAAAUUGUUAGAUACCGGCUUUCUUUGUGCCUGCCUUGUUGCCUGCAAGCUGAGGACAGACAUUGAGUCUUUGUAAAAA